AUGGCCGCGUACCAUGGUUCAAGCAGCCCAGAACUUGCCAAGCCAGUCUUGCUCCCGACUUCUAUCUCCUUUUGGCGCCUAUUGAUCGACCAGGGAGUCGUCACCCAGGAAGUGUUGCAUCACCACUUUGAAGGGUCAGGGACUGAUGAGGACCCUUACGUCGUGUCUUGGCUGCCCAUCGACCCUCGAAACCCAUUGCAGUUUAGCAUGGCGAGAAAGGCGGUCAUUACAUUCAUGACUGCCAUUGCGACUUUUGUUAUAUCACUGUCGUCUUCAGCCUACAGUGGUAGUGUUCAGGGAAUUAUUGAUGAGUUCCGAAUCGCCCGAGAAGUUGCCACCCUUGGACUAUCGCUGUUUGUCUUCGGAUUUGCCGUGGGGCCGCUGCUAUGGGCGCCGCUCAGUGAAACUAUGGGCCGCCAAAUUCCUUUCUUUAUAUCUUUUCUCGCUCUGUCCUUAUUCUUGGCCGGAUGUGCAUGUGCCCAAAACAUUCAAACCUUGUUGAUUCUUCGGUUUCUGGGGGGAGCUUUUGGCUCGUCGCCCCUUACGAAUGCUGGUGGAGUUAUUUCGGAUAUGUUUGUCUCUAGACAACGCGGGCUGGCUCUGCUUCUAUUUGCUUCCACCCCAUACCUGGGCCCUGCCCUUGGGCCCAUCAUAGGCGGAUUUCUCGGAAUUAAUGCUGGGUGGAGAUGGGUUGAAGGCUUUCUUGCAGUUUGCGCAGGACUGGCUUGGAUCUCUAUGGCGCUUUUUGUUCCUGAGACUUAUGCGCCAGUCCUUCUACGCAAACGUGCGACCGAACUGUCCGCACUGACUGGAAAAUGCUACGAGAGCAAACUCGAUAUUGAAAGGGGGAAAAUCCCAGUGACCCAACGAUUGAAAACAGCAUUUUCCCGGCCUUGGGUGCUUCUAUUCAGUGAACCUAUUGUUCUUCUUCUCACCUUUUAUGCUGCGCUUAUCUACGGCAUUCUCUACAUGCUUUUCGAGGCCAUUCCAAUUGUCUACGAGGAAAAACGUGGGUGGAGCGCGGGCAUUGGGGGACUCCCUUUUCUAGGUGUCAUGGUUGGUGUUCUUUGCGGUGUUGUUUACACCGUACAAGAUAAUAAGCGAUAUAUACGAGCACAGGAGGCGCAUAACGGCUUUGCUCCACCAGAGGCUCCUGUGACGAUUCCUAUCGGUCUUUUCUGGUUCGCAUGGACAAAUUCUCCGUCCAUUCACUGGCUUUGCAGUGUGGCCGCCCUCAUUCCAUUUGGAUUUGGGCUGCUUCUCAUCUAUAUGGGAAUAGUCAACUACCUGAUUGAUUCAUAUACCGUUUACUCGGCGUCUGUACUGGCAGGCAUGUCAGUAUUCAGGUACGCGUUUGGAGCCACCUUCCCUCUUUUCAGCUCGUAUAUGUACGAGGGGCUGGGCAUUCAUUGGGCAUCAUCCAUACCAGCCUUCUUGUCAGUGCUGUGCAUGCCCCUUCCCUUUUUAUUUUACAAAUAUGGAGACAGGAUACGACAGCGUUGCAAGUAUGCAGCACUUUCGCAGAAGCGUCUUGAUGCACUACGACAAACGUCUAUCUCAGAAAAGACGACAACAGAACCUGCAAAAAAGGGGGUUGAGAGACAGCGCGGGUAG
Messenger RNA from Penicillium maclennaniae, 1614 nucleotides. Its product is annotated as MFS transporter. Lineage: Eukaryota; Fungi; Ascomycota; Eurotiomycetes; Eurotiales; Aspergillaceae. The record is from RefSeq and is a predicted model, not a curated record. The coding region runs from base 1 to 1614 and encodes 537 amino acids. Gene Ontology annotation, molecular function: transmembrane transporter activity. Gene Ontology annotation, biological process: transmembrane transport. The transcript is spliced from 3 exons.